Molecule: messenger RNA, 3450 nt
Organism: Gasterosteus aculeatus aculeatus (three-spined stickleback)
Lineage: Eukaryota; Metazoa; Chordata; Actinopteri; Perciformes; Gasterosteidae
Gene: shisa6b
Product: shisa family member 6b
Biological process (GO): regulation of short-term neuronal synaptic plasticity; regulation of AMPA receptor activity
Cellular component (GO): dendritic spine membrane; AMPA glutamate receptor complex; postsynaptic density
Source: RefSeq, a predicted model, not a curated record
GAGAGGGGGGGAGAGAGAGAGGGGGGGAGACGUCCACAGCUCUCAUAUUGUCCACCCUCUCGGAGAAGCAGACGCAGAGCGGCUCUCCUCGCGUCCUCGCGUCCUCGCGUCCUUCCUCAGGUGGGUCUCCGUGCGCGCUGAUGUGUCCACGCGCAGUGUCCUCGGCAUGACGGCGGCACCGCAGACCGCCUCAGCGGACUGAAGCCGCGCGCCUCCGACCAGCGUCCAGGUGUCCCGCCUCCCGUCGCCAUGGCGAUGCGGCACGUGCUGCUGCUGCUCAUCUACCUGGACCCGCUGUCCGUGCUGAGCGCCGCUCCGGGCGCCAAGAAGACCAAGCAGGCGCCCCGGAAAGCGCCCAGAGCCACCGCGGCGCCCACGCUCGUCCCGCAGAAGACCGCCAGCAACCACGACACGUGCCUGGGCUACUACGACGUGAGCGGCCAGUACGACAAGCUGUUCGAGUGCAACAACACCAACCACCGCUACUGCUGCGGGACGUGCUACCUGCGCUUCUGCUGCGAGUACCAGAAGGACCGGCUGGACCAGAAAGCCUGCAAGAACUACCAGACGCCCGAGUGGGUGCAGACGGCCGCCCCGUCGCCCAUCCCGACCGGAGAGACGUACGACCAGAGCAUGGACCAGACCAGCACGGCGGUCUACAUCACGUGCGGGAUCAUAGCCUUCAUCAUAGUGGUGGCGGUGUCCAUCAAAGUUGCCUAUGACAAAGCCACAGAUCCGCCUCAGGAGAUGAAUAUACAUCGAGCUCUCGCAGACAUCCUGAGGCAGCAGGGGCCCAUCCCCAUAUCGCAAUACGACUGUGAGAAUUUCGCUGCGAUGAACGGCUCGCCCAAAGACAACACGCCGGUCAGAACCUCCUCCAAGAACCACUACACCCCCGUUCACACCUCCAAGUCCAACCACGGUCUCCACUAUGGGAAGGAAAGCAUCCGCAGCAGUGGAGGCGCUGACCUUCAAAACUUUAUCUCCUCCGGCUUUGUGACGUUGGGUCGAGGCCACCAGAAAGGCAAGCCAGCAGUCGCACAGCCCUCGCUUUCACACACCCUCAUGAGUGGCCACGUCUUCAGAAACCGUACUCAUCAGCACAACUAUGACCAUGUGGCUCUAGGUAGCCCUACACGCACACCUAAGAAUGCUCACCGAUCGUUGAGACGUGAAAACAAUCGGAUAAGCGGCAUCCUGACCUCACAGACGGAGCCCUACGACUUGUCUUUCUCACGCUCCUUCCAGAGCCUGUCACACCUGCCUCCCUCCUAUGAGGCAGCCGUCAAAGCCGACCUCAACCGGUUCUCGUCUCUGAAGAAACUCACAGAUAAAGAAGUCGACGACUACUACACUCGUAAGCGACACCUACCCGAUCUAGCAGCAAGAGGAACUCUUCCGUUGCAUGUUCUCAAAAUUGGUCAAGACCAGCAGCCCUGGGAGCAGCAGCAGCAGCUCCAGAGUCAGCCCCCCCAGGCCUCCAUCUCCCACGUCGCUCCCCAGUCACAACCCUCACAGCAACAGUCUCAGCAAAGGCAGAGGCCCCGUCGCGUGCAGAGGGCCAUGUCUCAGGACCGCGUCCUGUCCCCACAACGAGCCCCUGAGCAGGAUUACAGCAUGUCUUCUAAUGGUAUGUCACCAUACGGAGGGAGGAUCCUCUCAGACGAACAGCUCCUGUCUGCUGAACGUCUUCGAUCACAGGAGCGUCUUCUACCACAGGACCGCCACACCUCCCAAGAUCGACUGUACACCAAGGACCGCAUAUACUCCAAGGACCGGCUCAUAUCACAGGAUCAUCUACACUCAAAAGACCGUCACUACUCUCAAGACCGCCUCUAUUCACAAGACCGCCUCUACUCACAAGAUCGUCUCCUAUCCCAGGAUCCUCUUCUCUCACCAGACAAGCUCAUGAUGUCGCUGAAGCGCGGCAUGGUGAGCAGCAUCUCUGGUGGGUUUCGUGGCAGCGAUAAGUCAAUAUCACGCGCCAUCUCGCACACAGACGUGUUCGUACCCACCACACCUCUCAUGGAUCGCUACAAGAUGACCAAAAUGCACUCCCACCCCAGUGCCUCUAACAAUGGCGGAGGUAGCGGAGCACCGGAAGCAGGAACCACUGGGCACUCCAACACUUUAGGCAUGAACCAGACAGCAACAAAGAGGCAAGCGUUUGCCUCGAGACGGACUCACACGAUGGAACAGCUCCACUACGUUCCACCACACCACCAGCAACAGCAGCACCCUCAGCACUACCGCACAGGUAGUAAGACGGAGGUCACUGUGUAGGGGCAGCAAAAGGGGGUUUUGGUUGAUAGAGGUAAGUGGGAACACUGGCCUUAGAGUAGGAUCGUGGAAUUAUCAAUGACGUUGACUGCUCCGGUUUAAAACUGCUCCGGUAGAGUCACAGAUUCCAGAACCAAGAACAUUCACUAGCUUACAGUGAGAACCACAAAGACGCACCACACUGUACACUGCAAACACCGGCCCAGUUAGAUCUGAAGCCAGGGAGGGUCAUAGAUGAGGGGGCAGGGGGGGGUUCUGUUGUUAUCCAGCUAGUCUAUUUCAACACUGUCUUGAUUACCCUAUUCAUCCAUAGGCUACGCCCUAAUCUUGUGUAUGUUUUAGUGAGGAAACACUAACCGUGUCUGUUAAAGCUUUUACCGCCACACUUUGUCCAACAAAUCUCUCCUGUGACCUUUUCUGGCAAAUCCUAAUGGGCUUUUGCAUGGUCAAAUAAACGUGACUCCUCCGUGACUUCUGUUGUGCAACACAACGUUACCACCGAGAUGAAGCCGGUUGACCCUGUAAUAACUUUAUAAAUAUAUAAAUACAUGAAUAAGAAAAGAACCAUUUGUACACCCUGUCCUAUGCAUAGCUGUUGUGAAUCUCAAUGAGAAAACGUUAAAUGGAUGUUAUUAGCACUUCUUUUUGGUGCCUCAGACAGAUGUUCCAUUUCUAAAAAUCAAUUGGGUUUUUUGGGGUUACAAAGCACAACCAAUAGAAAUGUUCUGUUCUGUUUAUGGUUCCCUUUUGAAUAGUGACCACUAGCUUGUUUUGUUCAAUAGCAGUUUUUUUUGCUUCCAGUAGAUUGUAAAUAAGCUAUUAUAGAAGCAGUAUUAUGGACAAGUAUAUGCUGGAUGGACUUUGUAUUAGACUGUCUGUAUCCAUAGAUUCUUAUAAAACAACUAUAAAUCACUUUGUGAGUUCAGAAUAGAAACCCACUUAACCCAGUAUUUGACAGGAUAAAUGAAUACUAUACUGUGUCAAAACUAUUUGUAGGAAGAGAAGCAAAUGAAUGUGUUGUUGAUAGCACUGUUCCUAUUUGGGUGUACACUGUGGUCCAUUGACAUCGAAGAAGUUUAACAUGGAAAUGAUUCAUGUAAAUGAAUUAUAAUGCCUGUUACAGUAGGGUCAAAUAAACCAACCAUAUUUUUUUAAACAUUACACAUUGUU